UCCGACCCUUCCAACAAUAGCCACCUUUUGUGACGCAUAUGUGGCAAGAAUUCUGGGUACAUGUUUGCUUUGAUGAGUGUGCCUGCUGUGCAGGGAUGUUACUUAUAUCUACUUGCAUUACUUCUAUGAUCUGCCCCUGAAGACGGCUUGCCAACCAUCGGCCAGCCUGUGUAUUGCCAACCUAAUACCAAACAUAGCCAACCAACCUUUUGCCAAGCCUCGGCCAACCUCUUGCCUAAACGGCAUGUAGGACCGACGAAGGUUUGAAAGCAACUCGCCUUAAAGACUUUGGUGACACGAGGAAUAACACGACGCCAACUCUGAAGGCAGUUCCACAAAAACACUGCCAAAACCGCUUCGAAGCGUUGGCGAGCAGCUGACAUUAGUGGCAUAGUUCCCAAGGGGCAUGGAAGUGACAUACUUCGAAGGGGACCACAGUGACCACCAUCAAUAAGGAGCCAUCGUGCACGAUAUUUUUGCUGUGCGGUAUAUUGUUACUGCGCAGUUAGUCUUACAAAAACGCCAUGAGAAAGCAGUCGUCGGCCCGGCCUCCUUGCAUGACGUCAGCAGACCCUGCGUUGGGAGAAGCCGUGUGCUCUCAUUGACCACGGAAAAUUCGUCUCCUACUGCUACUACUACAGCGCGUCGGCAGCGCCGGUCUACGUCACGAAUCACCUGAUCGACCGGGGCCGACGGGACAACGAACGUCACGAAGUGACGUUGACUUCCCUCACUCACUUACACCAGCAUUGAAAGAGUGGAGUGUUUCUAGAGGGUGUGCAGUUCGCGCCAUGGUUCGCCUGCUGGUCCUCUCCGUCUUUCUUGUGUUGGCCUACGGCAAAGGCGACAUCAGCAGCCUGACGGCAGUGUUCAACACGGGUGGCCUACGAGGCAGCAUCGAGUUUUCGCAGGUGGCCAUCAACCAGGGUGUCAAUAUCCACGUCUCACUUGUCGGUGGCCAACCGAAGGAAGUGUUCAGAUGGGCCGUCUACAACCUGCCUACAAGAUACGACACAGCGAAUCCAUGCGCUGUCCCAUGGAUUGGAACCAUGAUAACCGACCUGAGCGACACCGUGGGACUGCUGGCGUCUGAAGAAGAGCUGCAGAUGUUCGCUCCAGACCUGCAUCUCUUCGAUGGUCCUGAUGCUAUAGUGGGCAGGACACUGGUCCUUCGAGGAAUUCAGACGGGACGGAUGGCGUGUGCCGCAGUGUCACCACAAGUGCCGCCGAACACAUACGUCGCUUAUUUCCACGGCGUGGUGGCAGGGCACAUGUAUGUUCGUCAGAGUGGCUCCUACAGCACUGUCUAUUCGCAGCUCUACUGGAUUAACGGAACGAGGAAAGACACCCUGGUGAACUGGAGACUGCUGCGUGACGAUAUGAAGUUUCCAUCGACUGAUGCAGAAAGGGAAACGGGUCCACAAAAUGGGUCUCCUCCUGCUAUCUACAGCGGAAGAGAACCGCUCUCGGCUGGAAAAGCACCUAACCUGGAAAGCGCAUAUUCUUACAAUAUCCUCACCAGACUUCCCGCAAUGGACUCCAUAACUCAACCUCUACGUGUCAGUCUCCAGCACAGCCGCACUGGGGCCACACUGAGCUCUGCAAGACUGAAACCCCUUGCCCCAAAGCAUGCCACCGGAAAUAUGGGAGCCCCCUUUGGCGAAGCCGUAUUCCACCAGACAUCUCCGUUUGAACAAACACUCGCCAUCAUCAAAUUCGACAACCUUCGCAAUGGCGCAACCAAUUUUCGAGUCAGCAGAAUUUCGCUCAGUUACAGAGACACACAAUGCCCACCUUCAGGGGCAACGUUUGAUCCGCAACGUCACGACUCGCUGGGUGUACCGCCGCCUACGUUUGGUACACCCGAUCAGUACGCCCUAGGAGAUCUAAGCGGUAAAUACGGGUUACUGAUUGGAAAGGAUACAGCAUACUACCGAAUUCUUGACCCUACUCUACCGCUUUACGGUCCAAACAGCAUAAUUGGCAGAGCAUUAACGGUAUACCGUACUGAUACCAUACCGCUGGUAUGUGUCAACAUCAUUCCUGUAGGGAAGAAACUUGUCACUGGACAAGUAAUCCUUAAUAAGCCCAUAAGUGGUAACAUAAUACUUAGCCAAACAGCGAACAAUCCCGAUGAUGACACCUAUAUCAGUGCGGAACUCUGUUGGAGUGAGCAUUCAAAUUCUACAGUCGAUCAUAACUGGCACAUUCACGAGCAGGGAUUGCAGACUGUGAGGCCGGGACAUUCGACGACUCAUUGUCAACCAGCGGGAGGUCAUUACAAUCCUGAUAGGGCAGAUAAAGACGGAGUUUACUUUUCUCACUGCAGUAAGUGGGCACAGUUUCGUUGCGAGGCUGGGGAUUUGUCCUCUAGGUUGGAGACUCUUUCAAUACCACCUUGUACACACGGUAUGGCGAAGUACCACUUUGUUGAUAGCAACGUUGCACUUUCCGGACCUUCAAGUGUCCUUGGGAGGUCCAUUGUGAUACACAGUGCUCACUAUGGAGGUACCAGGGUUAUCUGUGGUAAUAUUGAUACUGAAUGAUCACAAACCAGUGAGAUGUUAUACACAUGCAAUAGCAAAUUUGUAUUUCACUAUGUUUUCUUGAGAAGAGUCACCUAGAGAUAGAAUCACCUGGCUCCAAUGUAUUCACUUGGCACAAUCAAUUAAAGUACUUUUAACGUUCAGGCACAA
Ornithodoros turicata is the source of this 2696-nucleotide messenger RNA. RefSeq lists its product as uncharacterized. The record is from RefSeq and is a predicted model, not a curated record. The coding region runs from base 792 to 2546 and encodes 584 amino acids. NCBI's taxonomy places the organism in Eukaryota, Metazoa, Arthropoda, Arachnida, Ixodida, Argasidae. Gene Ontology annotation, biological process: superoxide metabolic process. The transcript has 9 exons. Gene Ontology annotation, molecular function: metal ion binding.